This is a messenger RNA of Linum trigynum, 5200 nucleotides long. The record is from the annotation of a GenBank genome assembly. Lineage: Eukaryota; Viridiplantae; Streptophyta; Magnoliopsida; Malpighiales; Linaceae.
GGGGUAGUCAAAAUUCCAACCGGUAUUGUUAAUGGUACCUACAACUGGCCACAAAGUUUCAAGUCAAAGGAGGAUAUAUAGUAACAUAGAACAGAAAAAGGAAUGAGCAAGUAGGUUGCAGAAUCGUUCAAGGCGAAACAGUGGAUUGAAUAAUUUCACAUUCAACAAGCAUAGUUCUAACUUAGUGGAAAGCAAUCAGAUGAUUCCCCCCCAAAGGUUAGCAAAGGCCGCCGCGGCUGCUUUACCCUCGCCCGGAUGGUGUUUUCAACCGACGGAGUCUCCACCAUUUCGUUUCCGGCGGCGAAACUGAACUGAGCUCUAAUCGGCCAAAUGGCGGGAGACUCCGGGAAAGCGGUUUACUGUUGGCUAGUUCUAGCUGGGCUUCCUGGAACCCGGCUUGUAAAGAAACUGCCACGAUGGGGAAUUUGGACUCGGCCCACUACCUGGCCCAUAAGCCCAGGCAGGUCCCGUAAUUGUAGAGAGAGAAAGAGAGAACUUAGGACACCACCAAACCGAACCCAACUCCCUCGACCCAACAACGACACCGACGCCUCUCCCUCUCUCUCUCUCUCUCUCUCUCUCUCUCCUAGCAAAUUCCACGAACCCAGAGAAACAAAAAUUCAAAAUUGGAAAAAGGGAAGAAAAACAAGGAUCCGUCAUUUUACCAGCGGAGCAAUUACGCGCUCCCUCCUCCCUCUCUCUCGUUGUCACUCUAGCAGCCAGGUCACGGCUCCUUCUUCCGCCUUUCCGCUGCGGAAAUCGAUCGGCCUCGUCGUGGUCUUCUCCUCCACCGUCCAUCAGAUCUCCGGCCUGAUUCCGAUUUCCACAAGCCGCUCAUUCCUUCUAACUUCUGAUUCAGGUUCGGCUCUCUCUCUCUAUCCCUCGCUCUGUUUUUACAUUUCGAAAGAUCUGGCGCCGUUGGAAUUUUCCAAUUCCGCGUGAUCCGAUCUCCGAGUGUCCUGUUGAAAGUUCUAGCUCAGCUGUGUCCUGAAUUUCUGUGGGAAUAUGCUCUUUUGGUCUCUCUUGGUGAUCGGAGAUUGAUGUCUGCGUUGCGUAUUUUUUUUUUAUUCGGAUGCGAUGGAAGCUUAGCUUGUUUUUGGUUUUGAGGAGUGAUGCGUGGAGAGGAAUCAUCUGGCGAGGUGCCAGCGAUUGUUAGUCGUUAGAUGCUCGUUGAGAUUCUUUGCGUUUGCUGUGGUGUGCGAAUAUGGAAUUGGAUCUUGUCGUGCUUCUUUAUGUUGCUGGUUGAAAUUUCCUAGUGAUUGGAUCCGCGUUAUGUAGAAUUGGGGAGAUUUUUUUAUUGAAUGCAUGAUGCAUUGUUUGAAAAUGGAUAUGGCUAUGUGUUCCCUGGUAGUUGGAUUCAGUUUUCUGCUGCUGUUCUAAAGCUGAAUGUAAAGUUGAGCUGAUUGUGAUAUUGGUAUCCUGUGUUGACGUGUAUUUCGUUUUGGAUCGUUGGUUCUCCAUUUUCUUUUCAGCGAGUAGCUAAGUCUUAAGCGUAGUUGCUAAUGGACAAAUUUUUUUUAUCUGUGUCACAGGCUUACAGCAAGUCUUGUAAUGAAGAAGGUCUUCGGCCAGACUGUUAGAGACUUAAAGAGAGAGGUGAACAAGAAAGUGCUUAAAGUUCCUGGUAUAGAACAGAAGGUUCUUGAUGCUACCAGCAAUGAGCCCUGGGGUCCUCAUGGAACACUUCUUGCAGAGAUCGCUCAAGCAACCAGAAACUACCAUGAGUACCAGAUGAUUAUGUCAGUGAUCUGGAAACGAAUCAAUGAUACAGGCAAGAACUGGCGACAUGUCUACAAGGGGUUGACUGUUUUGGAGUAUCUUGUGGCUCAUGGGUCAGAACGAGUCAUAGAUGACAUAAAAGAACAUGCUUAUCAGAUAUCGACAUUGUCCGACUUUCAGUAUAUUGAUUCCAGUGGAAGGGACCAGGGCAGCAAUGUCAGAAAGAAAUCUCAAAAUCUUGUGGUUCUGGUAAAUGAUAAAGAAAGGAUUAUUGAAGUCAGGCAGAAAGCUGCUGCAAACAGGGAAAGGUUCCGCAGCCCAUCGGCUGGUGGUAUGUACAGGCCUGGUUCUCAUUCCAGUGGUGGAUAUGGCGAACGGCAUGAUGAUGAUCGAUAUGAGGGUCGGUAUGGAAGCAGGGAUGAAGAGCGGAAUGGAUAUGGUAGAGAAAAUAGUAGGGAUGAUGACCGAUAUAGUAGAUAUGAUCGAGAUGGAAACAGAGACGAAGAACGCUACGGUCGCGAUGGAUACAGGGAUGACGAUUAUAGAGGAAGGAGUCGUAGCAAUGAUGGCUAUGGUUCGAGAGGCAGGAGUUCUGAUAGAGAUAGAGACCGUGGUUAUGAUGACGAUGGCCAAUACUCAUCUCGUGGUGGUGUGAGAGGUGAUGAUCAAUCUCAGGAUGGGAGGCCCCUCGAGAGAAAAUUUUCCGAGCAAAAUAUUGGUGCACCCCCUAGUUAUGAAGAAGCCGUGAAUGAUGCCCGUAGCCCUACGCACAAUGAUAAGAAUGGAGAAAGUUCAGCACAAUCUGGCCCUGCAGCUUCAUCGCCUUCGGCUCCUCAAUCUUCUUCUCCGCUUGGUCCUCAAGCUUCUCAAUCUGCAAGCAAUAAUGCCAUCCCAGAAACCGCUGGUGUCACCUCAUCUGCGUCUCCAGCCAAUCAGGAAGUGGCGGUAGACGAGUUUGAUCCCCGUGGUUCUUUUGCAGCCUUCCCAACUGCUAACGCAAUUCCAGCUGCCUCAACUGCUCCUACAACCGUAAACAAUGCUGAAAUGGAUUUGCUUGGUUCUCUCUCUGAAUCAUUUGGUCCAUUGGCAAUUGUUCCAGCUUCUUCUCCAACUAAUACUACCUCUGAAGCUGUCGUCCAGCCAAGUUUCUCAGGACCCUCAUUUACUUCAGCACAACCACCAGUUUCUUUUGAUAAUCAGGGGUUUGAUGAUCCAUUUGGGGAGACUCCCUUCAAGGCUGUUCCUUCUUCAGAUCUCAUCCCAGAACAACAGCAGCCUUCAGUUUCUGCUGCGCCAUUCCAGAAUUCUGUGAACCCAUAUGCUGAACUGCCACAUGCAUCUGUUUCCAACGCAGAAAUGGAGAACUCACCCUUUGGGGAUGCAGCCUCUAGCUUGACUUAUUCAGCACCCAAUUUUCAGCCUGCAUCAACAAACUCUCAGUUUUUGCCUCAAGAACUGUCCUCAAGUCUAGAAACCGAUAUACUCGCUGAUAUCCUCCCAGCUUCUGGUCCAUCUGCUGCCCCACAACAGGCCGGAUUUCCAGCUCAAACCUUGCAAGCCUCAUUCCCGGCUGGGAAUGGUUAUGGAAACUUCAAUUCACAAACAGGACCCACUGUCCCAGCUUCUGGUCCAUCCGCUGCCCCGCAACAGGCCGGAUUUCCAUCUCAAACCAUGCAAGCCUCAUUCCCGGCUGGGAAUGGUUAUGGAAACUUCAAUUCACAAACAGGACCUACAGUCCCAGCUGCUCCAAAUAUGGCCCCUACAAGUUCACAGUUCGGUGGCGGACAUUUUCUGCCGCAGGGAGGUUCCAUGCAUCCCAUUGCUCAGAACAUGGGACAGCCUACACAGUUCAACAAUGGGAACUUACUUCCACAGCCAGGGUACGGGGGGGCACCUCAACAAAUGCCUGCUGGACCCUCUGGACAGCUAAAUAAUGGAAACAUGUUCCAUAACCCAAACACUACCAGCUCAAUGCCUUCACAAGUCCCUUCUUUUACUCCCUCUGCUCAUCAGAACACAGAUGUCUUAGGUGGUUUGUUUGGUCAAGGUUCAAGCACUCCAGUGCCUCCCCAGCCCGUUGGUCAGACUUUGGCUUCUCAGCCCAGUCUCUCUUCUUCCACUGGGGCCCUUGUUCCUGUUCAGCAACCAUCCAAGGACAAAUUCGAAACCAAAUCCACAGUUUGGGCAGAUACGCUCAACAGAGGGCUCGUCAACUUGAACAUAUCAGGAUCUAAGAUCAAUCCGUUGUCGGACAUAGGAAUCGACUUCGAUGCAAUUAAUCGCAAGGAGAAGAGAAUGGAGAAACAACCAGCCACUACUGCAGUUGCGUCUACUAUUACCAUGGGGAAAGCCAUGGGGUCUGGUUCUGGAGUCGGCCGUGCUGCAGCUACUGGUCUGAGGCCACCCUCUAACCAGAUAAUGGCUCCCGGUGGGGGCAUGGGUAUGGGAAUGGGUGGAGGUCCUGGUUUUGGUAUGGGUGGCGCUCCAGGCAUGGGUAUGGGUGCCGGCCCUGGGCCGGGUAUGGGUAUGGGAGGUGGCCCUCGUCCGGGCUUGGGUAUGGUUGGAGGUCCAGGUUCGGGCAUGGGCAUGGGAGGCUACGGAGCGAUGCCUCAGCAGCCCAUGGGAAUGGGAAUUGGUGGGAUGGGAAUGAACAUGGGGAUGAAUAUGGGAAUGGGGCAGGGUCCAGCUAUGCAGCAGCCUCAACAUGGAUCACCGAUGAUGCCUGGUGGAUAUAACAAUAUAAUGGGUGCAGGUGGUUACCCUCAACAGCCCUACGGCGGAAGAGGCUACCAGUGACGAGACAUUCAAGAUGGCUCCCCCGCCGUCUUUGCCAGAUCCCAUAGCCAUUGUACAAGACCUCGAGGUAUGAAUGCCCAUUCGUAGUUCAGAAUCUCAAACCAAUGUAGAGAGAGGUCUUAAGAAGUGCAUGCUCGUCCCCUGUAUGCAGUACGCGUGUUUUUGACUGACGGAUGGUUGGCUCUCUCGCGAGAGAUUCAUGCAAUGUGCUUGUUUCUUAUACGUUUUCUGUGUAUUCAUUUAUCCCCCCAUUCUAUUUGCUUACCUCUUUUUUUUUAUCAUUCAUUGUUAUUUGGGGUUGGGAAGAGAGUUGAAGAAGUACUGUUGAAUUUGGGUUUUUUUAGACGAGUCUCUGCAGCUUAUAAUAUGCCUCCUCGCCAAACGAACAAGCUACCGAAGGUUUUGUAGCCAUAUCCAUCUGUACUUUAUUUGUCGGGUCGGUUUCAUUUUUUAUUCCCAUGUAACUGAGGUUCAUCUAUACUUUUUUGGCUCCUGGUUUUUUACUGAAUGAGAACAAUAAAUCAUAUGAUAGUUUGUUGAUCUGCUUCAAUCGUUCCACCUCGAUUCACUCGUUAUUCGUGUUCGCCUGUAAUAUCGAUUUGCUGCUGAUUGUACCCUUUGGGAUAGCAUAUUCAAGGUGCAAAAGGUACCCAACCUUGUAGCUAAAUAGAUAUUUUGGUUUCUG